AUGUCUGAGCCCAGCAAAAAACUCACUGCCAAAGAUGGGGUCUCAGGACACCCAGAGAAGCUGAGCUCUGAAGAAAUGACCACACCCACCCUCAGACAGCCUAUUUAUCUCGGAGGAAUCUCCUCCAUUGAGGAGUUGGACUUGAAGGUUCUACAAUUCAAAAACCAGAAACUAGCAGAGUGCUUGGAGCAUCGAAAAACUUCUGAAGAUGAACUGCGAGAACGAAUUGAGAAACUGGAGAAGCGACAGGCUGCAGAUGACGCCAUGCUCCUCACUGUUAAUCGCUACUGGGCCCAGCUAGAUGAAACUGUGGAAACCCUUCUCCGAUGCUACGAAAACCAGGAGGUGCCGGGGAAGCAGGAGGGGCCGACACCUCCACUCACAGAGCCAGGGACCUCAGAACUGAGGGCUCCCCUACCAGUGCAGCUGCGUCCCCGAAUCAGUGAGUCAGCAUUGGCUUUCGUGGUGGCCUUGGGCACCAGCAGUAAAGAAGAGGUAGAGCUGCAGCAGCAAGGCCGUGUGGAAUUCUCCAAGGCAGCCGUCUCCCUUCUUGUAAAGAUCUCAGACUUCUUGCAGCUCCAGGUUGGGGAACUUUGUGCGCGAGUAUACAGCAAAGAAGACAAAGAGUUUCUUGGUGAGAGGUCUCAGACACGCACUAGUGAUCUUGGCAGUGAGAACCAACGACUGCAAGACUUGGUCACCCAGCUACACGAGAAGUACCACCGCAUCUCGUUGGAAUACUUCGAGCUCCAGGACAAGGUGACGUCAUCCGAAACAAAGGUACGAGAGUUGGAGACCACUGUAGAGGACCUGCAGUGGGACACCAAGAAGCUACACAAACGCGAGCAGAAGCUCAAUAAGAAACUGGCAGAGGCCUUGAAUCAGCUCGACCCUCGCUACAAUGUGUCUGGGACCUCCUCAGGCUUCAACUUCCUGAAGUUUGAGACGCUGAAGGCAGAGUUGAAAGAAAACCAGGAAUUGGCCACCAACUGCCUGGCAGAGCUGGAGAAAUUGCAAGCCGAAUUCCAUGGGGCUGUGGUGACUAAAGAGCGCCUCAACGUGGCCCUGCUGACCCUUCCCAUGGAGAUGGUUCGGGAGACAGACGAGUACCAAAUGCUGCAAGCCCAGUUCUCAUUUCUCUACAAUGAAUAUCUGCAAGUGAAGACCCAGCUGGAUGAGAGCCGGGAGCUGCUGCUGUCCACCAAUAAUUCCCACCAGCUGUACAUCCAGCACAUGGAGAAUAAUGAGGUUGGAGUGCAGAUAAACCUGCGCACAGAGGUUUUCCACUUGGAGGAUACAGUGGCUCGGGUUCGCAAGGAGUAUGAGACGCUGCGCUUGGAGUUUGAACAGAACCAAGCAGCCAAUGAACAGGCAGAGCCCAUCAACCGGGAGAUGCGUCAACUGACCAUUAGCCUCCAAAUCCAUAACAAUCAGCUGAAGAAAGAUGUCCAUCGCUACAAGCGGAAGCUGAGAGACAUACAGGCUGAGAUCAACAAACACCAGGCCCGGGCCAGUGGCUCUGCCCAUUCCAUCUCUGGUGUGAUCCCCACAGGCGAUUCUAGCCUCAGUACCUCAGCCCCAGGAAAAGAAGAGGGUGGGCCUGGCCCAGUAGGUGCCACAGAUAACAGGAAGAAAUUGGAGGCCAUGCCUGCCACUGCCACUGCUACAUCAUCUGUGAAGAAGGAAGAGCUGCCCCCUGCUGAGAAAGACCUCCAGCCUGUCACCCCUGUGCCCCAGGGCCUGUCCUCCCAGCCUCAAAAAACUCAGGCGGGACCCAGCCGGGACUUUAGGGGGCAGGAAAGGCCCAGCCUGGGAGUCCAGCCGAAAGCACGAGCCCACUCACGAGCUGAACGGGAGAAGGCCAAGGUGAAGGAGACCAAGAGGAAGACAUCAGAACACCUCAAAGGCCUCCGUGCAGAGCUCAAGAAAGCCCACGAAAGUCAAAAAGAGAUGAAACUGUUGCUGGACAUGUACAAAUUGGCUCCCAAGGAGCAGCGGGAUAAUCAGCAGCUCAUGGAAGAUGAACGCAAGGUCAAGGCUGAGGUGGAUCAACUGCAGGGCCAUGUCCAGGAGAUGGAGGAGAAGUAUCGCAGGGAGAGUAAGAAGCGCGCAUAUGAACGAGCCCUGCGGUCCAACUGGCAGGCACAGCAGAUCAAAUACCUGCGGAGGAAGCUGGGGGCCACCAAGCGUGAGGAAGAUGCUUUGGCCUCGGAGAUGGAAGUGACAGGCCAGGCCUUUGAGGAAUUGCAGGAGCAGAAUCAGCGGCUCAAGCAGCAGUUGCAGGAGAAGGAUGAAGCCAACUUUAAGCUGCUGUCAGAGAGGGGCGAGACCAACGACAUCUACAAGCUGCUGUGUGAAGAGAAAAGUGAGCUGGAAGAGCAGGUUUUGAGCCUCCAGUCCCAAGUGAAUGCCCAGCUGUUGACUGUGCAGACAAUGGAGCAUAAUGAGUGGAUCUUGCAGGGCUGCCUUGGUAGUGUGGAGAGGGAAUUGAUGCUGUGCAACCAGGCUCUGGAGCAAACGAAGACGAAGGCUUUGGAAACCAUGAUGCUGGUCGAGAACCUGAAGGCGCAUCUGGAGCAAGUGCAGACACAGCUGCAACAGAUUCAACCCUGCCUGGAAGAGAGCAGAGUGUCCCGGGAGAAGGAGAGCUUCAACCUCAAGAGAGCACAGGAGGAUAUCUCACGACUGGAGCACAAGCUGGAGAAGAAGAGGAAGGUCUAUGCAGAGGCUGACGAAAUCCACCAGGAAGAGAUCAAGGAGUACAAGACAUGGCUGACCUGCCCCUGCUGUAACACCCGCAAGAAGGAUGCAGUCCUCACCAAGUGCUUCCACGUUUUCUGCUUCAAGUGUGUUUGGGAUCGCUAUGAGGCCCGCCAGAGGAAGUGCCCCAAAUGCAACACAGCGUUUGGCGCCCACGACUUCCACCGUAUCUACAUCAGCUAA
Sorex araneus (European shrew) is the source of this 2943-nucleotide messenger RNA. Its product is annotated as E3 ubiquitin-protein ligase BRE1B-like. The record is from RefSeq and is a predicted model, not a curated record. Gene Ontology annotation, cellular component: HULC complex; nucleus. Gene Ontology annotation, molecular function: metal ion binding; ubiquitin protein ligase activity. The transcript has a single exon. NCBI's taxonomy places the organism in Eukaryota, Metazoa, Chordata, Mammalia, Eulipotyphla, Soricidae. Bases 1 to 2943 code for a protein of 980 amino acids.